Coffea eugenioides is the source of this 1510-nucleotide messenger RNA. RefSeq names its product protease Do-like 5, chloroplastic. The transcript has 8 exons. Gene Ontology annotation, molecular function: serine-type endopeptidase activity. The record is from RefSeq and is a predicted model, not a curated record. Lineage: Eukaryota; Viridiplantae; Streptophyta; Magnoliopsida; Gentianales; Rubiaceae. Gene Ontology annotation, biological process: proteolysis. The coding region runs from base 55 to 993 and encodes 312 amino acids.
GUCCCCCUUCAAGGCCUAAGCAAAGCAAAUUGGUAGGGCUUUCGAGUGUCAGCCAUGGUGGUAUUGGCAGCUCUAUACUGUAUGACAUCUUCAGUUGUAGCCCACUAUACGAAGUCUUCCCCUUAUCCUUCGCAAUCGGGUUCAAUGGACACCGAAUUGUCAUUCACGAAACGUAAAGCCUUGCUGUGUUCUUCUUCUUUGAUGUUGUCAGGUCUUUCUUGGUUUAAGUCUAACUCUGCCUUGGCAUUACAAGUUGAUGAACUUCAGCAACAAGAAGAAAGAAUUGUUGAACUCUUCCAGGAAAUUUCACCUUCUGUUGUCUUCAUUAAAGACCUUGAAUUGACUAAAGUUCCCAAGAACUCUGCCCAGAUCGCUGCAUUAGAUGAUGAAAAUGCAAAAGUGGAAGGGACAGGUUCAGGCUUCAUUUGGGAUCAGUUUGGUCACAUUGUUACUAACUAUCAUGUUGUUGCCAAGUUAGCUACAGAUAGAAGUGGACUACAGCUCUGUAAGAUAUCACUGGUGGAUGCUAGAGGGAACAAUUUUUCCAGAGAAGGAAAGAUUGUUGGUUAUGAUCCAGAUUAUGAUCUUGCUGUUUUAAAGAUUAAUGUAGAAGGAGAUGAACUGAAACCAGUAACUCUCGGUACAUCCCAAGGCCUCCGUGUUGGUCAGAGCUGCCUUUCCAUUGGAAAUCCAUAUGGAUAUGCAAACACUUUAACAACAGGGGUCAUCAGUGGACUGGGCAGAGAGAUACCUUCACCAAAUGGAAGAGCCAUUAAAGGAGCUAUUCAAACUGAUGCCGCUAUUAGUGCUGGGAACUCAGGUGGGCCGUUAAUUGAUUACUACGGCCAUGUUAUAGGAGUCAAUACAGCCACAUUCACUCGCAAAGGCACAGGGAUGUCCUCUGGUGUCAACUUUGCUAUUCCAAUUGAUACUGUUUUACGUACUGUACCAUACUUGAUUGUGUAUGGUACACCGUAUGCUGACAGAUAUUAACCAUCUGUAUGGUUAUAGUCCUUUUAUUUGAUGUCAAUAAUUCUUGGCCUCGCAAACAUCUGAAGUUACUUCCAGGCAAGUGUUUUAGGUGUACAUAAAGUGCCACCACUGAAGCCCGUUUGACUUAUUUAGUAAUUAGUUGUAUUCAUUUACUUGAUUUUGUUCCUAACAUGGACAUCUAAAGGAAUCGUUUGUCUCCCUUGCUCCUAUGUUGGUGCCCUUCAGCCAGAUUGAAGGAAGUGAGAAAAGAGCUGUUUUUAAUUAAUAUGAGAAAAAGUGUGAAAGGUCCAUUGUUGUUUUCUCAACAGGCUGAUCUCUAGGAUGAGUUUCUUACCAGUUCAAGAAAUGACUCCUUUGCAGGCAUAUGUAGUUCCUGUUCAUUUGGACUGUACGAGACAUGGUAGUAACUAGUAAGUUUAAUCCCUGAGACUGAACUUAGACUAAUGAGCCUGCAUUUCUCGACUAAGUUGACAACAUUCUGUCAUCUAAUCAGAAUUCGCACUGUUUUUUGUUAUUA